AUGGCCAAGCCUACGCGGUACACCUUCGACGUGCGCCCUGUCGCGCACCCAGAUGCCAUUGUUGCGAGCGACAAGUAUCGAUUUACUAUUCUUACAGACGGCCUCUUGCGAUUCGAGUGGUCCGAGGAUGGCAAGUUUGAGGACCGGGCGUCGACCUUUGCGGUCCACAGGAAGCUGGCCGUGCCAGACUUCUAUGUGUGGGACCGCGGCCACGGCAUCGAGAUCGUCACGAAGCGCUUCCACGUCAUAUACGAUAAGCAGAAGUUCAGCUCCGAUGGGCUCAAGAUCAAUCUGAAAGGCAAUGUCACAGGAUCCUGGGCGUAUGGGCAGGAUGUCUCAAACCUAGGAGGAACUACACGCACUUUGGACAUGGUCAACGGCAGAACAGAAUUGGGACCAGGUGUCUUGUCGCGGGACGGCAUUGCAGUUCUAGACGACAGCAAAUCCAUGCUCUUCGAGAAGGAUGGGUGGAUUGCAGGUCGCAGGAACCACGCCGACGUUGAUAUGUACAUCUUCAUGUACGGUCGCGAUUACCGCGAAGCUGUGCGCGCCUACUACGCUGUCUCUGGAAGCCAGCCAUUGCUACCACGCUACGCUAUGGGCAACUGGUGGAGCAGAUACCAUGCCUACGACGAGAAAGAGUACUUGGAUCUACACGACCACUUUGAGAAGGACGAUGUACCUAUGAAUGUGGCUGUGGUGGAUAUGGACUGGCAUCUUGUGCACAACUUGCCCGAUGGUAUCAACGGCUGGACGGGAUAUACUUGGAACAAGGAGCUGUUCCCAGAUCCUGAUGCGUUCAUGAAAAAGUUACACGACCGGGGCAUGAAGUUGACCCUAAACCUGCAUCCUGCAGAUGGCUUCAGGUGGCAUGAGGCGCAAUAUGCGGAGGUUGCGAAGUACAUGGGUAUCGAUCCAGCCAGCAAGAAGACUAUCGAUUUCGACUGCACGGACAAAAGGUUCAUAGAUGCCUACUUCGACAUCGUGCACCAUCAGCAUGAAGACCGCGGUGUUGAUUUCUGGUGGAUUGAUUGGCAGCAGGGCAACAAUUCCAAGAUUCCUGGCGUCGACCCGCUUUGGGUUCUGAACCACUUCCACUUCCUCGAUAGCGGUCGGGGGUCGCAGAGACCGUUGAUCUUUUCGAGAUUUGGCGGACCGGGUGCGCAGCGUUAUCAGAUUGGUUUCUCUGGCGAUACUAUCAUUACUUGGGAGUCGCUGAACUUCCAACCGGAAUUCACAGCUACGGCGUCGAAUAUUGGGUAUGGUUGGUGGAGCAACGACAUCGGCGGCCACACACACGGCUACAAGGACGACGAGCUGACCACACGAUGGGUGCAACUGGGCUGCUACUCGCCCAUUCUGCGAUUGCACUCCGACAACAAUCCCUUCAACACUCGCGAGCCGUGGCGAUUCAACGAGGAGAGCCGAGUCAUUAUGGAAGACACCUUGCGUUUCCGCCACCGGCUGAUUCCAUACCUCUACACAAUGAACGCUCGCUCGGCAUCAGACGACGAGCCCCUCAUUCAGCCUAUGUACUGGGACCACCCUGAAGAAGACUCAGCCUACAAUGUACCCAACCAGUUUCGCUUCGGCAGCGAGCUUGUCGUGGCUCCCGUCACCCAACGCCGUGACAGCACAACUCAACUCGGCGCCUCAAAACUCUGGCUUCCAAGCGGCCGCUACAUCGACAUCUUCACCGGCGUAGUCUACAACCGCAAGGGCGAUCUGCAGGUCCACCGCCCACUCCACCAAACCCCUGUCUUUAUGCGCGAGGGCGCCAUCGUCCCUCUCGAUGGCGCGUGGCGACCGAAGAACGGCUCACCAAACCCCGAGUCCAUCGAGCUCCUCCUCGCGGUUGGCGCCGACGGGUCCUUCACCCUGAUCGAAGAUGACAGCAGCGGCUCUCAAGUCGACGACGGUGGCUUCCGCAUGAUCGAGGACGACGGCAUCGAAGCCUCAGCAGACAAGACCGUGCACUUCAGCUACACGCCCAUCACAUACAAGCAGUCAACCGGGGUGUUGAAGAUCGGGCCCACGAGCCCGCCGAACAGCGCGAUUCCCAAGAACCGCACUUGGAAGAUCAGACUGCUGGCUCACACGCCCAAGAAACAUGCGGAGAUAAGGUGUAUCUCGCUCAGUCCGAGCGCGAAGCGUAACGCGAAACCGCUGUCCUUUAGCACGGCUACUGAGAGCAACGGUACGGUGAUCACGCUGGGUGCUAUCCCAACGGAUCACUCGUGUAUCAUCGAGCUUGGCUCGAGCUCGUCGUCCGGGCCGCAGCUCGAUGUCAUCGAUCCGAAUGUGAAGAUCUGGGACAUUAUCGAUAAGGCGUGGAUCGAGAUGGAUCAGAAGUGGGAUAUCUGGAACUGCGUGAAUAACUCGGAGCCGGUCUUGAACAAGGUGCGCGCGCUGUCGAACCGGGGACUCAAGCAGGAGUUGCUGGAUGCGAUUCUGGAAUUGUUGCUUGCGGAUGAGCGGUAUGCUGGGGAGGCGGAGGAUGAGCUGAUGAUGAGGUAG
Didymella exigua CBS 183.55 is the source of this 2517-nucleotide messenger RNA. Its product is annotated as glycoside hydrolase family 31 protein. The record is from RefSeq and is a predicted model, not a curated record. The transcript has a single exon. Gene Ontology annotation, biological process: N-glycan processing; carbohydrate metabolic process. Bases 1 to 2517 code for a protein of 838 amino acids. Gene Ontology annotation, molecular function: alpha-glucosidase activity. Lineage: Eukaryota; Fungi; Ascomycota; Dothideomycetes; Pleosporales; Didymellaceae.